AAGUUAAUAGUGAGUUUAGUCAAAUUUGAUACGUCGUCUUAUUAACAUAUAAUUUCUCGUUAAAUAUGAAAUCUGAUAAAAUUAAAACUUCAAAUCGAUUAGAUGCUAUCAUCAAUGGCCACUUAGCUCUUUACAGUGUUUAUUUUGGCCAACUAAUCAUAUUAUCAUCAGUUGGUUAUAGUAUUAUCGAAAAAUAUCUUGGUCCAAUUCAAUGUCAAGGUAAUUCGCGAAUUCGUGAUCAAUUCGUAAGAGAUGUUUGUUUACAAGGAAAAAAUGAAUUCGUUGAACAUCGAAUGUUUUUGUCAUCAAAACAUUUGGUUGAUGACUCGAAUCGAUCAUAUUCUUAUUAUCCUUGGAUUAUUCUUUUACUUUUUGUUCAGGGUAUGUCAGCUAAAUUAUCAGGUGAAUGGCUAGAACGAAGUCAACAUCAUAAAUUGAAACAAUUGAAUCAUAUCGAACGAUAUGUUCGAUUUGCACGAAUCACACGGAAAUCGUUUUGCUAUUCAAGCCGUUAUUUAAAACGGAAGAGACGUGUGCAGAAAAUAAUGAAUUUUUUUCACAAUUUUCUUGCUGAUACAUCGGGAAAUCAAAAUUGUCUUAUUGAUUAUCUUACAUCCUUGAUAUUUUGCUUGUUUACUUUAUCCAUACAAAUGGUAAUCCUUGAUUCAAGUUUCAAUGGUCAAUAUCUAAGCUUAGGCAUACGGUUCUUGUCAUCAUUUCAUAAUGAACAAGACAAGUCUUUGAAGAUUUUUCAAUCAGUUGACGGUAUGAAUCCAAUAUCUCAACUGUUUCCUUAUGUAAUUGGCUGUCGAUUUAAAAAUUUUGGCCCUUCUGGUUCUUCAUUUUUUGCUGAUUAUGUUUGUACAUUCAACAUGAACAUUGUCAAUGCCUACAUUUAUCUAACCGGUUGGUUUAUUCUUAUUUCUAUCGGUAUAUGUUUAAUAUUGUCCAUAUUAAAAUUACCGAUCCUAUUACUAUGGACAAUAAGAUCAUCGGAUAUUGAAAGAGAGUUGAAUACCAAAUAUAAACUAAUGAUUGCUGAUUCUAAUGACUAUUAUCAACAAUUUUUUGAAAAUUCAAAUAUAUCUGCAUCGACCAUCGUUUUGAUUCACCUGGCUUGCAUUGAUUUAAAACAUUUAGCUGAAACGUUAGAGCUACUAAAGCAUAUCCAUCAAUUGGAACCCGAAAAAUAGCUAGAUGUUCAAUUUUUUUGUUGUCAGACUAUGAACAAUUAAUUUGAACAUUCAGCAAUAAAAAUUCACGAUCAACAUCACCAGAAAAUAUAUUCGACGAAAUUUAAACUAUCCGUAAAU
Messenger RNA from Dermatophagoides pteronyssinus (European house dust mite), 1313 nucleotides. RefSeq names its product innexin inx3-like. The record is from RefSeq and is a predicted model, not a curated record. Lineage: Eukaryota; Metazoa; Arthropoda; Arachnida; Sarcoptiformes; Pyroglyphidae. Gene Ontology annotation, cellular component: gap junction; plasma membrane. Gene Ontology annotation, molecular function: gap junction channel activity.